AACUCUAACGCAAUUGUGAACCCGCCUCAGAAAACCACCAGCAGCUUCACUUCCACUUCGCUGAACUCUCUUUUUUUUGUCUUUUGUCCUGUCUGUCUAUCUGUCCGUCUGAAGAUCUCUGAAACGCCGCAUCAACCGGGAUGUCUCUCCCGCAACAACUGCGCGAUGAAAGUGAUUUCGACCAGCUUCCAGACAACAUUCCGGUCACUGCAACCAUUGCUGAUGUUGAGGAGAAGAAAGGCUUCAUUGUUUACUAUAGGUUUGUGAUUGAGGUGAAGACCAAAGGUGGCAGUAAGUACCUGAUCUACCGGCGAUAUCGGCAGUUCUUUGCUCUGCACCAGAGUCUGGAGCUGAAGUACUCCCCUGAAGCCCAGCCAGGAUACUACACCUGCCAACUACCUGCCCUGCCAGGUAAGGUGUUUAUGGGAAACAAAAAAGAGAUCGCAGAGAGCAGAAUCCCAGAGCUCAAUAAUUACAUGAAGAGGUUGCUGUGUCUGCCUACCUGGAUUCUCUUGGAUGAUCUGAUACGAAUGUUUUUCUAUCAAACAGAGUCAGACAGCCAACAAGUCCCCCGAGCCCUGCGCCGCCUGCGGCCCCCAACACGCAGAGUGAAAACCGUUAAGCCCAAAACAGACCUUCUCUCCGCUCCAAGAGCAGAGGCGGUGUUUGACUUCAGCAGCAGCAGGCGCCUGGAGCUCAGUCUGAAGGCUGGAGACGUGAUCUUCCUCCUGCGGAGAGUCAACACAGACUGGCUGGAGGGCACUGUGAGGGACAGAACCGGCAUCUUUCCGGAGUCGUUCGUGAAGAUUAUUAAACCUCUGCCCGAGAGUGACUCUGAUGAAGAGGGUGGAGCUUCCAAGAAUGGCGAUCAUCCUCAGGGUUCAUACAGCUGCCUGCGCUGCUAUCUGCUGCAGCCAGAGGGCAUCGAUACAAGGGACAUUUGCGUUGAGGAAGAUAUCACAAUUCAGCCGUCCUACAAGGAUCUGCUCUCCCGAAUGAGAGAUGUGUUUCAAGUGGAUGAUAUUGCUUUGAACUAUCGAGAUCCUGAGGGCGAUCUGAUACGGAUAUUAGACAAUGAAGACAUCGCUCUCAUGGUGCAAGAGAGCAAAACGACAGGGUCAAAGGUCAAAAGACCCGUGAAUCAGUUUCCAUGGGAGCUGCUGGUCACACAUGCCAAAGAUCUCUCUGUCUACAACACCGAGUAUUAACAUGAUGAGUGUGUUUGUCUGUGACCUCUUUUUAUGCUCAUGUAAUUUCAGAAUUAUUAUACAGUGUUCAUUGUUUUAUGUUGUUUUCAAAUUGAAAACAUUUUUGUUUAUUAACGUAAUCAGUAUUUCACAGUGGAAGCUAAUGUGGAGCAUAUUUGAUCAAUUUUAGUGCUAAUAAAUAAUGAUUUUACGUAUGAGCAGUACUUUAUAGUCCUUUAACUUGUAUGGUGGUGUAGAUAGUUGUCUAGUAUUCCUGUAAAAAUAUCUAAACAUCGCUAAAACAAGUUAAAUUGACUUCAGAAGCAAAAUGGCAAACAGUUAUUAAGUCUUUUUCUCCCCAGAGAAAUCAAACAAAAUAUAUUGAGGUUUAUGCUUAAAAAGAAAAGAAAAAAAAUGCCAAAUGGAUUAUAAAAAAUAGUUUAUAUUUCUUAUACCCCAUUGGCAAAUAGUUUUUUCUUUUUAUAAGCGUAAACCUCAUUAAAUUGUAUUAUCUUCUCCACAUUGCUUCUCAAGUAAAUGUAUCUUGCUUAAAUAAUAUUUUGAUAUCUUUACUAGAAAACAAGGCAAAAGUAAAAUAAUUUUUUGCAGUGUGAUCCCUUCAAGGUUAAUGAUCAAACUAUAUGAUAUUCUUUCAUUCAUUUUUUGUUUGGUUAUUGAUGUGCCCUCUGAGGGCAUUUGUUUGACCAACUUCCUUCUUUCAGUUUCUUUUUUUGUGCAGAUUUUAAGCAAAAAGAAAAAGUAUUUUCAUAAAUAAAAUUUGACAAUCUUGGGUGGCUUGAUGUGUGGCUCAAAAUAACUUGAGCGACACAAACAAUAUUUGCACAAAUUAUAUGCAUUUUACAAAUAUAUACGUUAUUUUGAUGCUGACAUCUCUCUGCAUGAUUUUAAAUCACAUGUAAUUCAUAUUACACAAACACUUAUGGAACAACAUGAUUGCUGUAUUAAUGUGUUAAAAAAAACGGUGCAUUAAUUUACUGCAUGAACUAACAUUGAACAAAACUUUUUCAACACUUAUUAAUCUUGGUUAAUAUCAAUUUUAACAUACUAAUAUAUAUUUUUUAAGUUGUACAGUAUGUGUUUACAUUAGCAAAGAAUGUUUAGUCUGAGACGGAUCACUUGUAUUAAAAUAAAUGGGAGAAACUGAAGCAUAGUCCAGACUUACAGGUAAAAGAGCCAUCACCUUUUAGAUGCAGACAUCGCCUGUCAAUCAACCCGAGAACGUGCAUGCGCAUUAGCUGAACCAGCCUGAACAUUUUUGUUUUUUAGUGUGAUCUGAGCAAAAGAAGCACAAUUUAUGUACCAUUGUUGUCAGAUUUUACUGCUGCUUUGAAAUAUGUUCUUUGAUCGUAAUCUUGACCAACCGUUUUGGAGAUUACUGUCUUUCCCCAUUCAAGUAGAUAUGAGCUGUACUUUUAUGCCCCUUGUAUCCGUAGAAAAUAGCUGGCCAUUCCAAAGAUGGCUGCAGAGUUGACUGACUUGCCUUAAAAAGGGACUUUGACAUUAGUUAAUGCAUUAGGAUUUUACAAUUUCAUUUUUAUAAAUAAAAAUGAUUUAUAAUCAAGACUAAUAAAUGUUGUAAAAGUAUGAUGCUCAUUGUUAGUUCACGAUACAUGCAUUUACUACACGAAUACAACCUCAUUGUACAGUGUUACCAACAAAAGCCUGAUUAGAUAGAUGUAUCAGUGUGAAGAACGUUCUUAACUGGACUUAGCAACAGCUAAUUAUUAGUUGUGUUGCUAAGGCAAGCAUCAAUAUUAUUAUUGAUCAUACUUUAAGUAAGCAAUACCACCACUUAUUUUCUCACUAGAAAGAGUAAAACUAGUUUUUAUCUAUGCUGUUUUUAUUUAUGGAUGGAUGGAUGGAUGGAUAGAUUCUAAAAUUGGGCAAGGAAACAUAUGGCACAUUGAAAACUGCAAACAAAGCAGUUCUGGCAAAAGUAAACACUUUUGCGGUUGAGUUGGAACAAGUUGAAAUAAGUUCAUAACACUUUAGAUGUCAGUGUGACCAGUAGAGCCGUGGGUAUAAGACACAAGCAAAGGACAGUUGUCACUCAUUCCACAGACACACUGCUGUUUGAUGGUAAGCUCAACUUAUUCUGCUGUUUUCCUUUACGCAUACAGAUGUGUAAAAUAUCUGACUAUCUGACUGUAGGUGUCUUGACUCAACUGUUUAUCUUAUUUACUUUACAUGAUUUUCUUGUUUGUUAGCAUAUGUGCAACGCCAUACAAAGAAUUUACACUCUGAUGCAUGAAUAUUGAAAUCACAAAGGAUUUUUUUUUCUAUUUAUUGUACUUUAGAACAAUUAUAUUGUCAUUAUAAUAUCUAAUAUUUGCUUUAAAAUAACUUUGAAAUAUUUCUACCUGAUCUAACCCUUAUAAGUUACUUUUCUUGGAGAAAUUCAGUGUAGUUGGGGUUGAUUCAGUCAUACAUUAAAUGCUGUUUUAACAUACUGUAAAUAAAACCAGUUCUUGUGUUGCA
Molecule: messenger RNA, 3686 nt
Organism: Myxocyprinus asiaticus (Chinese sucker)
Lineage: Eukaryota; Metazoa; Chordata; Actinopteri; Cypriniformes; Catostomidae
Gene: ncf4
Product: neutrophil cytosolic factor 4
Exons: 10
Coding region: 141-1208 (355 amino acids)
Biological process (GO): phagocytosis; respiratory burst; superoxide anion generation
Cellular component (GO): NADPH oxidase complex
Molecular function (GO): protein binding; phosphatidylinositol binding; superoxide-generating NADPH oxidase activator activity
Source: RefSeq, a predicted model, not a curated record